Molecule: messenger RNA, 3013 nt
Organism: Raphanus sativus (radish)
Lineage: Eukaryota; Viridiplantae; Streptophyta; Magnoliopsida; Brassicales; Brassicaceae
Product: receptor-like protein EIX1
Exons: 1
Coding region: 88-2910 (940 amino acids)
Molecular function (GO): protein binding
Source: RefSeq, a predicted model, not a curated record
GAUAAUAUUAAAUUGUGAUAUAAACCGCGUUUGUAUCUGAUACAGAUAUACGCGUAGAAACAUGAUUCAGUUUGUGUAUUAUACACAAUGCUGGGUCUAAUAUGUCUGCGUUUCAACAUCUAUAUAAACGUUUUUGACAAAAGAAACCAACAAACAGACAAACAUAGCUCAAGUAUGGACCUCAAGCUCAGGCCAAGCUUCUUCUUCUCCUUUCUUGUUCUCAUCUUUCUUCUCAACAGCCCUGAUUUAGGAUCAGCGGCUAGUCCUAAAUGCAUAUCCACCGAGCGAGAAGCUCUUCUCACCUUCAAACAGUCACUUACCGAUCUUUCCGGUCGGCUCUCUUCUUGGUCCGGACCUGACUGCUGCAGCUGGACUGGUGUUCUCUGCGACGCCAGGAGUAACCACGUCAUCAAGAUUGAUCUCAGAAACCCGAGUCAAUUAGUGAACUCCGAUGAGUACAAAAGAGGUUGCUUGCGGGGUAAGAUCCAUCAGUCUCUGACCCGUCUCAAGUUCUUGAGCUAUCUUGACUUGAGUUCAAACGACUUCAACGGCCUGGUGAUCCCUGAGUUCAUCGGACACAUCGUUACUCUGAGGUACUUGAAUCUUUCUUCCUCAUCGUUCUCCGGUGAAGUUCCUCCGAAUCUUGGCAACUUGUCGAAGCUUGAAUCUCUUGACCUGUACGCUGAGUCGUUUAGUGACUCCGGUACGUUCGCUUUGCGCGCAAGCGACCUCAAGUGGCUUUCGGGUCUGUCUUCUUCACUGACUUACCUCAACAUGGGGUAUGUGAAUCUAAGCGGUGCCGGUGAAACCUGGUUACAUGAUUUCAGUAAACUCUCAAACCUGAAGGAGUUGCACUUGUUCAACAGCGAGCUCAAGAACUUACCUCUCUCCUUGUCUUCGUCAGCAAAUCUGAAGCUCCUCGAAGUUCUUGAUUUAUCUGAAAACUCACUCAGCUCGCCGAUACCCAACUGGCUCUUUGAUCUCACCAGCCUCAGAAAGCUGUUCCUCAGAUGGGACUUUCUCCAGGGAUCCAUUCCUUCCGGAUUCAAGAACCUCAAGCUUCUGGAGACAUUAGAUCUGUCUAAUAAUCUCGGACUCACGGGAGAAGUUCCAUCGGUCCUUGGAGAGCUUCCUCAGAUGAAGUAUCUAGACCUCUCUGCAAACGAACUCAACGGUCAAAUCAACGGGUUUCUAGACGCAUUCUCCAAAAACAAAGACAAUAGCUUGGUCUUUCUCGAUCUCAGUUCCAACAAGUUAGCUGGGACAUUACCCGAGUCGCUUGGAGCGUUGAGGAAACUACAGAUUCUGGAUCUUUCAUCCAACUCCUUCACGGGUUCGAUCCCUUCUUCUAUAGGAAACAUGGUUUCACUGAAGAGACUUGAUCUUUCUUUCAACGCCAUGAACGGGAACAUCCCAGAGAGCUUGGGGAAGCUUGCUGAGCUUGUGGAUCUAGACUUGAUGGCCAACACAUGGGAAGGCGUUCUCCUCAAGUCUCAUUUCGUCAAUCUAAGAAGCUUGAAAAGCUUCCGUCUCAACACUCAACCAAACAGAUCUCUCGUCUUUAAGGUCCCAUCUACAUGGGUUCCUCCUUUCAGACUGGAGCUGAUCAACAUCGAGAACUGCCGGAUCGGACCUAAGUUUCCAAUGUGGCUUCAAGUACAAACCGAACUCAACUCUGUCACACUCAGGAACACUGGCAUUGCAGACGCAAUACCCCACACCUGGUUCUCCGGUAUAGCUUCUGAUGUAACGUACCUGAUUCUAGCAAACAACAGAAUCAAAGGUACAUUACCUCAAAACCUUGUGUUCCCUAAUUUAAACACCGUUGACUUGAGCUCCAACAACUUCCAAGGCCCUUUCCCUCUCUGGACAACAAACGCAACAGAGCUUCGUCUUUACGAGAACAACUUCUCUGGUCCUCUUCCAGCCAACAUAAACGUCUUGAUGCCAAGGAUGGAAAAGCUAUACCUCUUUCACAACAGCUUCACCGGAGAGAUCCCAUCGUCUCUAUGUGAAGUCUCCGGACUGCAGAUUCUCUCCCUAAGAAACAACCGUUUCUCCGGUAGCUUCCCAAACUGCUGGCACCGUUCCUUCAUGCUUUACGGAAUCGACGCCUCUGAGAACAGCUUAUCAGGCGAGAUACCUCCCUCUCUCGGCGUGUUGCCUUCUCUCAGCGUCUUGCUUCUGAACCAGAACGCAUUGCGAGGUAAAAUCCCAGACACGCUUCAGAACUGCUCUGGUCUUACGAACAUUGAUCUUGGAGGAAACAAGCUGAGUGGGACACUUCCGUCGUGGCUAAGUAAGCUCUCUUCUCUGUUCAUGCUUCGUCUGCAGAGUAACUCCUUCGAUGGUCAAAUCCCAGAUAGUCUCUGCAGCGUUCCCAAUCUACACAUUCUUGAUCUCUCGGGAAACAAAAUAUCAGGCCCGGUUCCAAAAUGCAUUAGCAACCUCACAGCCAUUGCUCGUGGUACAACAAACUUCGAGGUGUUCCAGAAUCUUGUCUUCGUCGUUACGAGAGCUCGUAAAUACCAAGAUAUUGUCAACAGCAUCAAUCUAUCUGGAAACAACAUAAACGGAGAGAUCCCAGCGGAGAUCUUGGACCUCUCUUACCUUAGAAUCCUGAACUUAUCAAGAAACUCGAUAGCAGGAAGCAUCCCCGGGGAGAUUUCAAAACUCGGUCGCUUGGAGACGCUUGAUCUGUCGAGAAACAUGUUUUCUGGUGCCAUUCCUGAGAGCUUGUCAGUGAUAUCUUCUCUGCAGAAGCUGAACCUUUCGUUCAAUAAACUGGAAGGGCGCAUACCAAAGCUGCCGAAGUUUCAAGAUCCGUCCAUUUACAUAGGAAACGAGUUGCUCUGUGGGAAACCACUUCCUAAAAAAUGUCCUCAAGACGUUAAUAGGAGAUUGUUAUAGUAACAACAUACGGUACUACAAUGUACCUUACAAAAAAUAAUGUACCUGAUCAUUCCCAAAUAAUAAUAAAAUUACCAGCGCUGAGCUGAACAAGUUGUAUCCA